Molecule: messenger RNA, 7777 nt
Organism: Galleria mellonella (greater wax moth)
Lineage: Eukaryota; Metazoa; Arthropoda; Insecta; Lepidoptera; Pyralidae
Product: fatty acid synthase-like
Exons: 41
Coding region: 73-7248 (2391 amino acids)
Biological process (GO): fatty acid biosynthetic process
Molecular function (GO): 3-oxoacyl-[acyl-carrier-protein] synthase activity; oxidoreductase activity; phosphopantetheine binding
Source: RefSeq, a predicted model, not a curated record
UUUAAAUUGUAAAUUCGACAAGCAUAAUCGCAUUUCGUCAUUGCAAGAGCUAAUUCUGCUGUUCGAUUCAAUAUGACGACUAAAACAACUGACGAAUCCAAGUUGAGCUCAGGGUACCUGUUAUCACACCCAUUACCCGGUGAUGAAAUUUACAUCACCGGCAUGUCCGGCAGUUUUCCGGAAUCUAACUCGAUACUAAGUCUGCAGGAAAAUCUUUUCAAUAAGGUGGAUUUAGUUUCCGAUGACAACCGACGAUGGAACCAAGAACGUCUCGAAAUUCCGCAUCGUACCGGAAAAAUCGAUGAUUUGAACAAAUUUGAUGCUUCUUUCUUUGGGGUUAACUACAAGCAAGCCCAUAGUAUGGAUCCUAUGUCUAGAAUCAUAAUGGAGAAAGCUUAUGAAGCUAUUUUUGAUGCCGGUUUCAAUCCCGAGGAACUACGAAACACAAGGACUGGAGUUUUUGUUGGUACCUGUCACUCUGAGUCUGAAAAGACAUGGUUCUAUAAAAAUAUGCAUUUAAACAAUUACGGUAUUGUUGGAUGUUGCCGUGCUAUGUUACCCAAUCGUAUAUCCGAUUGGCUAGGAGUUACUGGCCCAUCUUAUACUGUAGACACAGCUUGCUCGAGUUCUUCAUAUGCUUUAGAACAUGCUUACCGAGCAAUCAGAGAUGGUCGCUGUGACGCUGCUUUAGUAGGCGGAUGUAACUUAUGUCUCCAUCCAUUCAUAUCACUGCAAUUCUUCAGAUUAGGCGUAUUAUCUCAAGAUGGCCGCUGCAAAUGUUUCGACAACAAAGCCAAUGGCUAUGCACGCUCCGAAGCUGAUGUUAUUUGCUUCUUACAAAAAUCGAGAAACUCUAGAAGGGUGUAUGCUCAAGUACUUCAUGCGAAGACAAAUUGUGAUGGAUUCAAAGAGCAAGGUAUCACAUACCCAUCUGGUAAUAUCCAAAAGUUACUGCUACAGGAGUUCUACGAGGAAUGCUGUAUUCCACCAUCUAGUUUAGAGUUUCUUGAAGCUCAUAGCACAGGUACAAAAGUUGGUGAUCCUGAGGAGUUACGAGCGAUUGAGGAAGUAUUCUGCAGCGGCCGCUCGAAACCACUUAUGAUAGGCUCUAUCAAGUCCAACUUAGGUCACACCGAACCUGUUUCCGGUCUAAGUUCCCUUGUUAAGAUGUGCAUUGCGUACAACACAGGAUUUAUUCCACCAAAUCUAUAUUAUGAAACUCCAAGAGAGGGGUUCCCCUCAUUAGCUGAGGGCCUUCUUCAAGUUGUUACAGAGAAGCAACCCUGGAAUAGAGGCUUGUCUGGUAUCAACAGUUUUGGUUUUGGCGGAGCAAAUGCCCAUAUUCUUUUGAAAAACGCAGCUCCAGAAAAGGUAAAUAACGGACUUCCAGCUGACGAGUUGCCUCGUCUAGUAUGUGUUUCUGGACGCAUAGACUCUGCUGUAACCAAAAUACUUGAUGACUUGGAGACUAGAACAGUGGACGUAGAAGAAGUUAGAUUGUUACAUGCCAUCCACGAUAAAAAUAUUGUUGGUCACAAUGUUAGAGGAUUUACAUUAUUAGGCUCUACACCAAGUAAGAGCGUAUGUCUCGCUCGCGAUAUCCGAUACGUUUCUGGGAUUCAUCGGCCAGUGUGGUUGGUGUAUUCAGGAAUAGGAUCGCAGUGGACUGGAAUAAUUCCAAAUCUUUUGAAGAUACCUGUCUUCGCUGCUGCUAUAGAUAAAUGUCACGAAGCACUAGAGCCUAAGGGUGUUAAUUUAACCAAAAUAGUCACAGAACAUAACCAUACAAAUUACGACAACAUCUUGAACACCUUUCUUGUUACUACAGCGAUUCAGAUUGGUCUUACGGAUGUACUAAAAUCUGUUAACAUACAGCCUGAUUACAUUAUUGGAUAUGGUAUCGGAGAGUUGGUGUGCGCGUACGCUGAUGACUGUUUCACAAUUGAACAGACAAUACUUGCGGCCUACUGCCAAGGCCUGGCAUUUACUGAAGAACAGCUGGUUGAAGGAUCCAUGGCUACACUUAGUGUGGGUUAUGAUAAGAUUAAAUCAAUGUGCCCACCCGAGAUUGAUGUAGCUUCACGUAAUAGUCCCAACUCCGUUACAAUCUCCGGCCCAGCGGAUACCAUGAAGAGGUUCAUUGACAAAAUGUCUGCUCGAGGAAUACCCGUAGAAGAAGUAUCAUGCUCUAACAUCGCAUAUCAUUCGCGAUACGUUGCUAAAGCUGGAAACAGACUUCUGAAGUAUCUAAAGAAAAUCAUUCCAUCGCCAAAAACCCGUUCAAAAUGCUGGCUGUCCACAUCGGUUGCACAGUCUCAAUGGAAGAGUUCCAAAGCGGAGCUGUCGUCUGCAGAAUAUCAUACAGAUAGUCUGUUGAACCCAGUUUUCUUUGAAGAAACCUCGCGUCUUAUUCAACCAAAUGCGAUCACCAUCGAAGUGACGCCACACGAUUUGUUCCGAACCUUUCUUCAGCAGCCUUCAAAGAAGGAUAUCAUCAACAUAUCUCUUCUCCAGAAGGAUAAUGAAGAUAACGUUCGAGUUCUCCUCAUAGCUCUCGGAAAGCUAUAUGAAUCGGGAUUGAAUCCACACCUAGCGAACCUUUAUCCCCACGUAUCGUUUCCAGUGUCACAAGGCACACCGAUGUUGUCACAUUUGGUGGAAUGGGAGCAUAGUGAAGAUUGGUACGUGGCAUCUUUUAAUGGUGAUGCAAAAAGAGAUUGUAUGGAGUGCUUGAUUAAAAUCUAUAUUGAGGGCGACGAAUACGAAUACUUGACGGGUCAUGUUGUUAAUGGCAGCAACCUCUACCCGGCUACCGGGUAUCUAGUUCUCGUAUGGGAGACGCUUACUACGAUGAUAGAUAUGCCUGAUGAUAAAUCUGUUGUCUUCGAGGAUGUUCGUUUUAAGAGAGCAACUCCUAUCCCUAAGAAUGGACAUUUAAAUUUUUUCAUUGCAAUACAUAAAAAUAGUGGUAAUUUUGAGAUUGUUGAAAGUGGGAUGUCUAUUGUAACUGGACGGAUUUAUCCAAAGAAAAACGUUGGACGAGAUUAUCGUGUAUUGCCUACACCAACUGAAGUUUCUGGGCCUAACGUCAAACAUAUACUUAGUAAAGAUUUCUACAAGGAAAUGAAUCUUAGAGGAUAUCAGUACAGAGGCUUAUUCCGUGGAGUAUUAGGCUGCAAUAUUGAAGGCACCCGUGGUCGCAUUGCCUGGGUCUAUAACUGGGUUACAUUCUUGGACUGCAUGCUGCAACUCAAGAUCAUUGAGAACGACACACGUAAUCUCUUCGUACCGACCAGGAUAGCAAAAUUGUCUAUUGAUACUAAUAUGCAUAACAAUUUUGCGUCCAAAAUGAACACAGACAAAAUGCAAUCCUAUGAGGUUCGAGUGUACCCUGCUGUAAAUGUUAUCAGAUCUGGAGGUGUAGAAAUUCGGGGUCUACAUGCGACACCAAGUUCUAAGAGAAUACCAUUGGGUCUACCUGUAUUAGAGAAAUACGAAUUUGUCUCUAACUAUGGAAGAGACAAGAUGAAGCUUCAAGACUGUCUCCGUGCUAAUAUUCAAUUGAUUCUUGAAAAUGUACAAACAUAUAGAGUUAAGGCAAUUGAAUUGAUUGAUGAAGAAUACGGAAAACAUGAUUUGCACCCUAUAGCGGAAGAAAUUUCCAAAAUCCUUAGUGACAUACCGUUAGUGCAAGCAGAAUUGUUUCUGGUAUGUGAUAAAGCAAUUAAAGCGCCACUGUCUAUAAUUGUAGAAAACAAACCACUUCAUGCAUAUUCUAAUGCAGUGUUAUUCGUUGGAGCUAAUCUACUAAAAAGACAUAAUGUAUUAACUCAAGCGGUAGCUACUCUUCGCGACAAAUGCUUUAUUAUAAGCCGAGAGCAAAUACGUCCAGAUCCCAAUGAAUACUCAGAUGUAUAUGAUAUUAUUACAAUCCAAGAUAUUGGAUCGGAAUAUAUUGUCCUUUUGAGAAAAUGUAUAAGUCCUCCGUCAGUUGAGUUCAUCAAAAUAGAAACUGCAGAUGAAAACUUUCAUUGGAUUGAAAUAGUUAAAAAUAAAAUUAAUACAGCUCAAAAUGUUGUGUUGUAUACACAAAAUGAAAGUAUUAAUGGACUUUUAGGACUUGUAAAUUGUCUGAGGAGAGAACCGGGUGGAGAAACUGUUAGUGGUUUACUAAUAUCCGAUCCAGCAGCGCCUGAGUUCAAUCAUGAUUUAAUGUUUUAUAAAAAACAAUUACAAAAAGGUUUAGCGAUCAACGUUUACCAGGAUGGACAAUGGGGCACCUACCGUCACUUGCUCCUAGGCAAUCUAGAUAGAGUUAGCGCGCACCACGCCUUUGUUAAUGCUUUGACUGUUGGAGAUCUAUCUUCACUAAGUUGGAUCGAAGGUCCAAUCAGAAAGGACAUGAUUUAUAAAGAUCGUACUCCUGUACUUGUACAUGUGUAUUACGCAGCUUUGAAUUUUCGUGAUAUCAUGACAGCAACAGGCCGCGUGACAGCAGACGCUUUUGCUACUGGCAGGCUUGAGCAAGAGUGUGUGCAGGGCUUGGAAAUUGUUGGACGUACACAAAAUGGUUCCCGAGUCAUGUGUAUGGUGAAAAAGUUUGGCAUAGCCAACAUCGCAGAAGCUAAAGAUUGGUUUACCUGGUGCAUUCCGGAUGAGUGGAGCUUUGAGGAAGCGGCAACCGUACCGGUUACCUAUACAACCGCCUACUAUGCAAUGGUAAUAGUGGGGCAUAUGCAACGUGGUGAAUCCAUCCUCAUACAUGCGGGCUCAGGCGGAGUUGGACAGGCCGCUAUCAAUUUAGCGUUGUUUUAUGGCUUGGAAGUGUUCACCACAGUCGGGACACCGGAAAAAAGGGCGUUUAUCAAGAAAAUGUUUCCACAAAUCAAAGACAGUCACAUUGGAAACUCUCGAGAUACGUCGUUCGAAGACAUGGUCCGCAGAGAAACCAAUGGCAAAGGUGUGGAUAUGGUUCUCAAUUCUCUAUCAGACGAUAAACUUCAGGCAUCCGUUAGAUGUCUCUCCUAUCGUGGCCGGUUCCUCGAAAUUGGCAAGUACGACAUGAGCAACAAUACAUAUAUUGACAUCGCUCACAAGGAGAUUUCUUUUCAUGGCGUCAGUUUGGACUAUGUGUUUAGACAGUCCACCGAAACUGUUAAGAUAUUGCAAGAAAUUAUAUUAUUGGGUAUACAAACUGGUGCUGUUCGGCCACUAACUUAUUGCACAUUUGAAAAGGAUGAAAUGGAGACUGCCUUCCGUUAUAUGGCAUCUGGAAAACAUAUUGGCAAGGUAAUGAUUAAAAUUCGGGAUGAAGAACAUAACAAAUAUGCGAAACCAACGCAUGUACCUAUCGAAGCAAUUCCAAGAUACAUAUGCCACGAAGAAUAUGUGUACAUAAUAGUUGGUGGUUUGGGAGGGUUUGGGCUAGAGUUGGCUGACUGGUGCAUCCUGAGGGGUGCAAGGAAGAUUGUUCUAGUUUCUCGAAAUGGAAUCACCAACGGUUACCAAUCUUACAGAGUAAGAACUUGGACAUCGUAUGGAGUUAAUAUCCAAAUAUCUACCCACGAUGUCACAACGGAAUCUGGCUGUGAAGAAAUGUUGAAGAUGGCCAGCGCGAUGGGUCCUGUUGAGGCGAUCUUCAACCUCGCCGUAGUUCUCAAGGAUUCCAUAUUCCAGAAUCAAACCGCUGAGACGUUCAAAACGUCAUUUGGACCGAAAGCUCUGGCUACGAUGCAUUUGGAUAAACUUUCAAGAAUUCUAUGUCCAAAAUUGAAAAAUUUUGUAGUAUUCUCAUCAGUAUCUUGUGGUCGUGGUAACGCUGGACAGACCAACUACGGUCUAUCAAACUCUGUGAUGGAGAGGAUCUGCGAGAUACGGAAGAAGCAAGGAUUACCUGCCCUGGCUGUGCAGUGGGGAGCAGUUGGCGAUGUUGGUCUAGUAGCCGAGGUGCGAGACGAGGAUGUCCAACGGGACAUUGGGGGAACACUGUUGCAAAAAAUAUCAUCCUGUUUGUUAACUCUAGACAAGUUUUUAAAACAAGAAGCACCAAUCGUUUCCUCGAUUGUCGUAGCUGAGAAAACCGCUAAUAGUUUCGGCAGUGGAGUCAUUGUGAACGCUGUUGCUGAGAUUAUGGGUAUUAAGGAUCUGAAGAUAGUAUCACAACAAUUAUCUCUAGCUGAAUUGGGUAUGGACAGCAUGACGGCUGUGGAGAUCAAACAAACCCUCGAAAGAGAAUUCGAAGUCUUCCUCACAGCUGAGGAGAUCAGGAACCUAACCUUUGCUAAAUUAUACGCACUAACAAUACAAUGCAAUGAUGUUGCAUCGAAAACAUCAAUUACUUCUGACUCGGAAGUCUCGGCCAGUUUGAAGGUUUUGCUUAGAAACUUCGGAGAAGAAAAGUUUGCGAACGAACCAAUUCUUCACAUGCCAACUUUGGUCAGCAACGGAGAUAAAAGUAUAGAACCAAUCCACAAAGACGUGCUGAUAAUGUUGCCUGGAUUGGAAGGUUGCGCUGCAGCUCUGGAAUCACUGUGCCGCAAGCUCAAGGUCAAAGUGUGCAUGUUGCAGCUCGGAACUGAGCAUAAGAAUGAGAACUGCGAACAGAUGGUGGACAGACUGUAUGAGUCAGCAAUGCUCUGUUUGAGACCUGUUUCCAAGAUUUGGUUACUUGGAUAUAGCUUUGGAUCCCUUCUUGUAUUAGAAUUAGCGGCAAGAUUAGAGUGUCAAGGUUAUAAAGGGACAAUAUUCUGUUUGGACGGCUCUCCCAAUUAUCUCUUGUCAUUGAUCAAUACGAUGAUAAACACCAGCGAUGACGUGCAAAUCCAAAAUAGCAUCAUUUCCAAUUGCAUAGACCUAAUAACACCUAAAAGUGAUAUUACUAAUAAUUUAAUACAAAAACUCGGCGAGAUGGACAAGAUUGACGAGAAAAUUGAAUACAUCCUCAAGAUGCCAUCUGUUGCAAAUAUUUAUUCGAAGGAAUUCCUUAUACGUAUGGUCCAGGUGUGUUAUGAUCGUUUGAAAGUAAUUAUUAAUUAUAACUUUGAUAACGUCAAAAAGCUUCAGUCGUCAAUUAUACUCCUAAGGCCGAAGAACACUGCUAUUUUUGUUUGUGAUGAUAAUUAUGGUCUGAAUAAAUUUAGCGAGUGCCCUGUAAUUGUGCACUUUUUCAAUGAUAAUCACAUAAGUAUCGUUGAUAAUAAAGAUGUGGCCGACGUCAUUAAUAACGUUAUAGCUGUUCACGAUCAAUAAACAGGAGAGCUGAUGCAAAGUAAUGUUAAACGUGUUGUUAAAAAUUGUAUUGAAGGUAUAAAAAAAUAUUUUUAAGGUGUUUUAGACUUGAUAAUUUUAUAUAUUUGUUUUGGUGACAAAUUUAUUGGUACAAACACACACACACACACACACAAAUUACGCGCGCGCGCGCAGGCACUUAUGCACGCAAACACACACAUAUACACAUACACAUACACAUACACACACGCAGGCACGCACACACGCAGCACGCAUUAGCACGCGCACUUGCACAUACACGCACGCACUCACAUACAUACAUGUGAUUAUUUCUUGUAAUUGUUUAUAUCUAGAAUAAGUUUACUAUUGUAAUCUUUUGAAGGAAACAAUAAAGAGUAUCUAUCUAUCUAUCUACAAAACUUGAAUAUUGUGAACACACAUUGUGCUUUAUAAGAAAUAUAUAUGGUAAAUCCGUAAUUGGCUAUGAGUAUCAGAAUGUUAUAGCUUUCAAGAACUGUGGAUUUUAUAAUAAAUAAAUAAAUGUAAUCCA